Molecule: messenger RNA, 2109 nt
Organism: Aspergillus homomorphus CBS 101889
Lineage: Eukaryota; Fungi; Ascomycota; Eurotiomycetes; Eurotiales; Aspergillaceae
Exons: 3
Coding region: 1-2109 (702 amino acids)
Source: RefSeq, a predicted model, not a curated record
AUGGGCCCGAAAACCCUCCCUGAGUUUUGUGUAAACAAUACUGGCGAUCCGAUGACCAGGGAUUUUAUCUCUGGGGUGACCAUUCUACUUGCGUUGUUUGGAAAAGAUGCGACAAACGUAUUUCUGUCGCAGUCCGUGAGCGUCCUGGACUGGGUGCUGUUUGCUAUAGCGCCCAUGGGAGUCCCAUUCGCAGUCUUAGCCGUGAUACGUACGUCACAGAUGCACUUUCUGAAGAGCCUGGCUGGACUCGCCGAAGAUAAGCCCGCCCAUGUAGAGAGAGACCUCAUGUCCUCCACCUCCAGUGAGGUCUCCGAAAUAUGGGACGGCAAAAAGGUCGUCAGGGUCAUUGCUCCUUCCCGGGUUUCGGAACUCUUUUUCACCGGAUUUGAUGCUAGUCAGCUUUCAUAUGGGUUCUUUACGGCACAUGAUGCUAAGUUCGGUGCUCGAAUCUUGGAGAGGAAACACCAGUGGUCAACCGACUGGGAUUGGGAAUUCCAGCUCUGGGAACAGAACCUUGACCAGCAGCAAAGACUUGCGGCGGCUGAACGGUGUUACCCACCUAAUCUUAUGCUCAACUUGGGCCCUUAUCGACGGCUCCCCUGGCUAUGGGCUUUCACCAUCUUGGGUCUCGUACUGCAAGCUGCCGUCAUCGUCAUGAUUGCUCUUGCAACCUUCUACCCCCCGAUGAGAGAGUGUUUCCAAACCCCUCCUUGGUCACUGUAUGUCUUCACAAUUGGCACAGCUAUUCUUGUCUUUGGCCUGGUAGUAUGCGCUUCGGCUAUCGACAAGGCCUCUCGGGAUGUACUGUGGAAGCCAACACGCCCGAAUAUGCUUGUCAUCUGGCUUCAAGAAGGCACCGAAGAAGAUCCGACGGAGUCCUACGUGAUUACCAAACGCAUCUGCACAGAAGUUGUUUCGUCGCACCGCCCGCGCGGGAUGACUCCCCAUGUGCCAUUUUCCCCCCUGAUCAUCCUCUCCAUCGCCGUGGGAUACCUCCUGCAAGCGAUCUCCCUCCCGAAGCUGCACUGGCCUCCACAGGCACUGCAAUUUCUAACUACAAUGGUCAUGUUUUUCUGUCGGAGCGUUCUGCGCCGCCAGGACCAGCCUGAUUGCACGAAAAAGAUCAAUACAGGCUCGUGCAAGGAUUGGGUCGCCAAGAUGUGUCUCCUCGACCCUCAGCGGCUCUAUGGGCCUGCCAUGCUUGGUGGUGAUCCAGACUUGACCUGGAAGCUGUCCUCAUUCGAAGUUAGCGGGAGUGACAGUGCUAAUUUUCGCGGCUGUCGGUGCGCCCAGGAUUUGUUGGGAAUCCGGCAGUUUCUGGCUUGCACGUCUCGGGACAAUGGUCUGCAUACUGAGUUGGCCCGCUCUCUUGCGCAAGCAAUCAGUGAAGUGUCGCAGAGUCCGGCAAUUGACAUGAGCGCUAUUGCAGGCGAUGGAAUCGACCGCUGGGCUUGGGACCUGGAAGUUCAGGUAGACAACCAGGCACCUGAGCCUCUGGAACUCACGCUUGUAAAAGGUAAAGCCUGGGAGGCAACUGCACAAGAGCUGGAUGCUCUGGUCUCAUUACUGCUGUCCGGCAUUAAUCUGAAAGAUGCAAAAGUUCCCAAGCUCAGUACAUUGAUUAUCGGCCACAGCUCAGUGGAUAUCGAAAUGUACUUGAGACGCAGGCAAUCGUACAGCAACGUUGGGCUAUACCAGAUUCCGCCGCAGGAUCCCUCAGAAGGCCUCAGCAUCACGAUUGACAAAGACGUGCUUCUCGGGAUCAACAAUAUCACUGAAGAUAUAAGAGAAGAAGAGAACCAGGACGAGGUUACCUUCAAGAUUAGCAGAGUCAGUGACCAAGAUCAACUUGAAAGCCGGUCUGGUGCGAAACUAGUACGAAUUGCAAGGGUUCCAGUGGGCCAGCUCUAUGCUCAGCAUGUCUUUAUUUGUUUUAUGUGGGCCGUCGGCAAAGCGCUUGCGGCAAAGGGAGUCAGUCUACGGUCAGAUUCUGCCAUUGAAUCCCUGCUUCGCAAAGUGGAAUUCACGGGGCUCGGUGACUGUGAUUUUGCGCGACUGGCCGUGGCAGUGCCUCUUUCUUGGUAUAGACUACUGCCAACCCCGGCGUAG